AUGCUCAGCACCGUCAGAUUCUCGUCCCGUCUGGGAUUCCGUGCCAUUCGAUGGAACUCCACGACAGCAAACUCGCUGCCGCCAUUGAUGGCCAAAUUUCGCUCAGAUCUCAAAACAGCGAUGCGCGAGAAAGACAAACCGAGGCUGAACGUGCUACGAGCUCUGAUCUCCGAAACCAAUAACGCCGCCAAAACGUCGUCUCCUAUUCAAACCGACCUCCAACUGCUGUCGCUAAUUAAGAAAAAGGUUGCAGCGAGUAAGGACGCGUCCAGGCAAUUUGCGGAAGCUAACAGAGCAGACCUCAAAGAGACAGAGGAUUCGCAAAUAGCGGUGCUCGAAGAAUAUGCCGAUCAGGUCGAAACAAUCAGUCUCGAAGAAAUCAAGGCGACUGUUUCCAAUGCCAUUACACAACUGCAGAGAGAAGGAGGCAAGCUCAACCCCGGGCUUGUACUGAAAACUCUGCUUGCUCCUGGGGGCGCUUUGGAUGGAAAGCCGGCGGAUAAGUCAGAGGUUGCUCAGGUCGUCAAAGAACUGCUUCCCAAGAAUUAA
Molecule: messenger RNA, 549 nt
Organism: Talaromyces proteolyticus
Lineage: Eukaryota; Fungi; Ascomycota; Eurotiomycetes; Eurotiales; Trichocomaceae
Product: Yqey-like protein-domain-containing protein
Exons: 2
Coding region: 1-549 (182 amino acids)
Cellular component (GO): mitochondrion
Molecular function (GO): carbon-nitrogen ligase activity, with glutamine as amido-N-donor
Source: RefSeq, a predicted model, not a curated record